CCCUCAUGCACGCCUUCAAAUGUGGCUCAUCAAUACGUGGUCGCGCCAGCUCGAAGAGUUUAACGGAAGUCAAAUACCUCCCUACGCGAUCCUCUCUCACACAUGGGGAGAUGAUGAAGUGUCCUUCCAGGACAUGAGGAAUCCAACAUACUCGACUUGGAGCGAUACCACUAGCAAGGCCGGCUUCGUCAAAAUCCUAAGCACCUGCGAACUAGCUAACCAGGGAAGGAUCCCGUACGCCUGGAUUGACACAUGCUGUAUCGAUAAGUCGAGCAGUGCGGAGCUCACCGAGGCCAUCAACUCAAUGUUCAAAUGGUACCAGCGCGCGGCUAUCUGUUAUGCCUGGUUAUCUGACCUUGAGAUCUACGCCGACUUCGACAGCGAUAUCGAUGGCAGCAGAAACUUUGACAAAUGUCGCUGGUUUACGCGGGGUUGGACCCUCCAAGAACUCAUCGCGCCCAAGGAAGUCGAGUUCUACGACCGAGACUGGAAUUCCGUCGGCCGCAAAAGUGGCCUCAUCGACCAACUCCACGCUGUCACAGCUAUCGCCGUUGACGUCCUCCGCGGCGACGAGGGCGCAUUGGCGCACACCUGCGUCGCCGAAAAAAUGUCCUGGGCCGCGGGGCGGGAGACCACCCGUGUCGAGGAUGCCACCUAUUGUCUCAUGGGCAUCUUCGGCAUCAAUAUGCCUCUCUUCUACGGUGAAGAGGAUAAGGCAUUUCAAAGGCUUCACAAGGAGAUACUGCGCGAGAGUGACGAUGUGACGAUCUUUGCGUGGGAGAGGGCCCUCCACAGACCACCACCACACCAGUCCUUCCGUGACGGCGAGCGGAUCCUUGGCGGUGUGCUUGCUGAAUCCGCAGACGACUUUGCCGUUCACCGUCAUCGAACAAAGAUCUACCCGCCGCCUAUCAAGAGGCCGACGCUUCAGGUCAUGAAAAAUUGUAUCAAAGUCUACACCGAGCUCAUCUGGGAGGAAGUACCUGAGACCGGCGGCCGCCGCUACCACGUGCUUUGCGGCUAUCGUGGCCAGGAAAGCCAGGAAAAAGUUGCUAUCCGUCUCGUCAAAGUUGCAGGCGGCUCAUUUGUGCGGGAGAACCUCGACCAAUGUGUCUCGAGUCACAACUUCCACACAGACAGGCUCCACCGCCGGGAGUUUAGCAUGCUCGUCAAUGUCUCGAGCUAUCCGAUUCGGCUAUUCACCCAAGGCUCAUGGGACCUAGUCAGAAUAAGGUUCCGUUGCCCUAAAAAUAUGAAGGUAGCAGAAGCCUGGCCAUGGUCGAAAUGGCAUGAUGAGGGACAUGAAUUCGUAGCAUACCCCACGCGUCUUUGCGGGUCGAUACUCUUCCAUGUUUACCACGCUGUUCAACCUACAGACCACCCACUGAGCCCUGAGGCAGGUCGCAGGACGGACAUCGUCUUCACCUUUGAUCCUCACACGGUUCACCCAGUUACUCAGGGAAUCAAGGGAGCCCUCCUUGAGAGAUACGGCGGAUUCCAGUCCAAGGUGGACCACAUCAAAUCUGUCUUGAACACCGAAGAGCCAGAUUGUUUCGGCUUUGACGAACUUCUCACGCAAAUAGGCUUGCCCACGUCCAAUAAGAUUGUACUCAACUUGGGAAGGCCAAAUCGGUCUGCAGUAUUGAAAUUUACGUCGAGGAGGCUUACUGACCCUCAGGAUAACGCGACAGGCUGGGAAGUCGUAUUUAAGAUAGACGAGUAUGAGACGGCUAGUGUACGCCCAGUAAAGUAUCAGAAGUGGCGAGCGGAUGUUUGGAAUUCUGAAGGGAGGACGAAAGGUCGGACUAUAUAGUACCAGCGGCGAAUCAGUCAUGUUCGACACGAAAUAUCUACAAAGCUGCUU
Colletotrichum phormii is the source of this 1864-nucleotide messenger RNA. RefSeq names its product heterokaryon incompatibility protein-domain-containing protein. The record is from RefSeq and is a predicted model, not a curated record. NCBI's taxonomy places the organism in Eukaryota, Fungi, Ascomycota, Sordariomycetes, Glomerellales, Glomerellaceae. The transcript has a single exon. The coding region runs from base 20 to 1813 and encodes 597 amino acids.